Asparagus officinalis (garden asparagus) is the source of this 1242-nucleotide messenger RNA. RefSeq lists its product as uncharacterized. NCBI's taxonomy places the organism in Eukaryota, Viridiplantae, Streptophyta, Magnoliopsida, Asparagales, Asparagaceae. The coding region runs from base 1 to 1242 and encodes 413 amino acids. The transcript has 2 exons. The record is from RefSeq and is a predicted model, not a curated record.
AUGAAUUUCGAUGUUGGAGGUCCAUCAUACUUAUCAUCAUCUUCAUCUUCGGAUGAUGAUAAUUUUCUGUCCAAUAUCAUUGCAGAGAUUGAUGAAACCGAAGAAGUAAUUUGUGAGUACAUCAACAACAACAUGAUCCUCGUUAACAAUUUACGUCAACACAACUACCAACCGAUCCAUGGUGGCUCGAUUCCCGGUCAUGCAGUGAUCAACCGCGAUCGAGAAAAUGCGCAUCAGAAUUUGGUCAUAGAUUACUUUGCCGAUAAUCCACGUUUUGGAGAAGAUAUGUUUCGUCGUCGAUAUCGGAUGUCAAGAAGUUUGUUCCUUCGUAUUGUUGAUGCAGUGAAAGAUCAUGACUAUUACUUCCAACAACGAAGUGAUGGACUUGGUAGAAUGGGAUUAUCACCGUUACAGAAAGUAACAGCUGUUUUUCGCAUGUUGGCAUACGGUCUACCAGCUGAUGCUACGGACGAAUACGUUAAAAUAGGCUACUCUAUAUUGGAAAAAAAACGUGGUUUUCCAGGAAUGUUAGGAAGUCUUGAUUGUAUGCAUUGGAAAUGGAAAAAUUGUCCAACAGCAUGGUCUGGGCAAUACACAGGACGUAGUGGGUCACCAACUAUUAUCCUCGAAGCUGUGGCAGAUUAUGAUCUUUGGAUAUGGCACGCAUAUUUUGGUAUGCCAGGCACCAAUAAUGAUAUCAAUGUGCUGGAGUCAUCUAAUCUUUUCUCUAACCUAGCUCAAGGUAUUGCUCCUCCCGCUCACUAUGUUAUUCAAGGAAAAGAGUAUAAUAUGGGUUAUUAUUUAGCUGAUGGUAUAUAUCCGAAAUGGGCUACUAUUGUACAAACAAUCCAACAGCCACAAGGUAGGAAGAAAAAAUAUUUUGCCAUGAAACAGGAAGCAUGUAGAAAAGAUGUAGAACGUGCGUUCGGAGUUCUCCAAUCACGAUUUGCAAUCGUGGCAGGAUCAGCACGUUUUUGGAAAAAACAUGUAUUACAUGACAUAAUGACUGCAUGCAUUAUUAUGCACAAUAUGAUAAUCGAGGAUGAACGUGAUCUUUAUGCACCAAUUCAAGAAGUGAGGGAAGCACCAACACCAGAAGUUGAUAUGGUAGCAGAUGAAACUACAAGAUUUACUCAAUUUAUUGCACGUUACGGAAAAAUCAAGGAUAAAGAUGCCCAUAUUGCGCUUCGUAAUGCAUUGAUAGAUCAUCUAUGGGAGGAAUACACUAAUUCAGAUAGUUAA